This is a messenger RNA of Amyelois transitella, 555 nucleotides long. Its product is annotated as coiled-coil-helix-coiled-coil-helix domain-containing protein 7. Lineage: Eukaryota; Metazoa; Arthropoda; Insecta; Lepidoptera; Pyralidae. The transcript has 3 exons. The coding region runs from base 166 to 426 and encodes 86 amino acids. The record is from RefSeq and is a predicted model, not a curated record.
GACUGUUGGCAGCACUAUCUAAACCACCCAUUAUCAAAAAUAAAGAAAAACUUACAAUACAUUCGAUGUCAUUUUAAAAACAUACAAACAUUUUAACAAAAAAUGGAAAAAUAAAUUCAUAAAUGAAAAAAAAAGUAUAAGAGGAACUACACAACGCCUAACAUAAUGACGAAACUGGUCAAUAAAGAUGCCGCGAGGUUGAACCCAUGUCUGAAGGAACAGGAACAAUCGUACGAAUGUCUCAACAAAAACGGAUAUGAUCAAGAUAAAUGUCAGCAGCAUUUUGAUAACUACAACACAUGCAAGAAAUUUUGGGGGAGUGUAUACAAGGACAGGAAAGCCAAGAAAAUCUAUCCAUACUUACCAGAAGUUGAAGAAAGAGAGAAGAUUAAAGCAGAAUUCUUCAACAAAUUUAGAAACAACUGACACUAAAUAAUAGAUAAUUUUAGCUGCAUUUAAACAUGGAAGAAAGGAUAUUUUUGAUGACUAAUUAUAUUUUAAGUAGGUAGUGAAAAUGUCUUGUCAUAAAAACUUUAAUAAAUUUUAAAUUAUUAU